Cladocopium goreaui is the source of this 498-nucleotide messenger RNA. The record is from the annotation of a GenBank genome assembly. NCBI's taxonomy places the organism in Eukaryota, Dinophyceae, Suessiales, Symbiodiniaceae.
GUGACGUCUCUGUGGCCUGUGGAGCUCAUGGCAGCCCUGGGUGCGCUGGCACGACAGCACCAGGCUUCAGAGAUGGCGUUGCUGCUGUCUUUGUUUGGGCUUCUGCUGAGUCGCAACUUUGAUCAGGACGACCUUCUGGUGGGCAUCCCAGAAGCAGGUCGCAGUGGGGAUCUUUCGGUGCUCCAAAACAUCAUGGGAUUCUUUGUGAAUACCCUGCCCAUCCGCCUAUCCUUCCAACACAAGGCGCCAACUUUUGGCGAGCUGCUGAAGAGGACGCAGCAGACCUUGUUUGAAGCGAUCGACCACUCUGCCAUACCUUUCCAGCACUUGGUGAAUGAAAUGCGGCAGCACCAGGAGGUGGAUGGCAACCAGCUGCUGCAAGCUUUCUUCCAACAUGUUGUAGCUGGGCAGUCCCACAGUCCGCGCAAGGCUGCUGGCAUGGUGCUGGAGCAUUUUGAUUUCGAGCCCCAUCCAGCACCUGCAAAAUUUGAGGCGUGA